Photinus pyralis (common eastern firefly) is the source of this 557-nucleotide messenger RNA. Its product is annotated as GAS2-like protein pickled eggs. Lineage: Eukaryota; Metazoa; Arthropoda; Insecta; Coleoptera; Lampyridae. The record is from RefSeq and is a predicted model, not a curated record. Bases 60 to 557 code for a protein of 165 amino acids. Gene Ontology annotation, molecular function: cytoskeletal adaptor activity; microtubule binding; actin filament binding. Gene Ontology annotation, cellular component: cytoplasm; actin filament; stress fiber. The transcript is spliced from 4 exons. Gene Ontology annotation, biological process: microtubule bundle formation; regulation of microtubule polymerization or depolymerization; actin crosslink formation.
CCAACGCGGUCAAAGCUCAGGCGACCGAGUACGUGCAGAAAAAACAGGCCCGCAAGCUGAUGACCCGAUCGGUGACCGGAUCUCUGGCCCAGGCCCAGCAGCUCAUCGACAUCGUCGACGUGAAGUUUUUUUCGACCGCGAAAGCGGGCACGUUUUUCGCGAGGGAUAACGUCAGCAAUUUCAUCCACUGGUGUCGGCAGUCGCUGAAGAUAAUCGAGUGCCUACUUUUCGAAACGGACGACCUAAUUUUACGCAAGAACGAGAAACACGUGAUUUUGUGCCUUUUGGAGGUGGCGAGACGGGGUGCCAGGUUCGGCAUGCUGGCGCCGAUGCUGAUCCAGAUGGAGCGGCAGAUCGAUAGGGAGAUCGCGGCCGAUCAGCGGAAGAUGGGUUUGAGUAUGGACCUGUCGGAGGGUCUCGAAAGUCAGGACGGCGAUUUGGACGACGAGAGCGACAGUGAGAUCGAGGACGAGCAACCCGUGCUGAUGUACGGGCCGUUGCCGCAGAUUGUCACUAACGAUCUGAAGAGCCUGGAUGAAAUGAUUGUAGUAUUAUAA